UAUCUUCUGCCUCUGAUAUCUGAGUUUCUUGGAGUCUUCACAGAAAAGUAUAGAGAAAGAAAAAAAAAACAAAGAAGAACAGAAAAUUCUCAAGAUCAAGAGAGUUGCUUUCGUUAGAGAGAUGGUGAGGAGAGCGGGGGUGGUGAUGGCCGUCGUGGUGUUAUGGGCGGCGGUUUAUGCGGAUGUGUGUUGGUGUUUUAGUAGUAGUAGUAGUAAUACGGAGGAUACUAUGGAGAACGCGAAAGAGACGGUGAAUCUGAUGGCGGGGAGUGCGAAGGAAAAGGCGGAGGAUAUGAAGCAAGGCGCAACAGAAGCCAUGCAGGACGGGAAGGAGGCCGCCGAAUCCUGGACUGAUUGGGCUUAUGGAAAGUUCUCAGAGGGGAUCGGGUUGAAAGGCAAUGCAAGAGAAGCAGCUGAAGACCUUAUGGACAGAGCAGGGGAUGCUGCCUCAAAGACCACGGAUACAAUGAAUUCUGCUGCUUUUGAGGCUUCGCGUUAUGCUUCUGAAAAGACUGGAGAUGCUGCCAACAGCGUUUAUGAAAAAGGAGGUGAUAUGAAGGACUUUGCUUCAGAGAAGGCGGAUCAAGUUAUAAGAAUGGCAACAGAUAGAGCUAGUGAGACCAGUGAAACAGUAGGUGGAGCAAUGGAUUAUGGAAAAGAUAAAGCAGCGAGUGCCUAUGAAAAGAUAGAUGAUUUAAGGAACUUUGCUUCAGGAACAGCAGAGCAGGCAAUGCAAAUGGCUGGAGAUAAAGCCGCUGAUAUCAUGGAUUCAAUGGGAGGAGCGACGGAAUAUGAAAAAGACAGAGAGGCUGAUGCUUAUCAUAACAUCGUUUAUUCAAGUAAAUAUCAUCAUGCUAAAGAAAGGAUGAAGAAGGCAAUGGAUGACGCUUACAUGGGUUCAGAUAUGUCUUCAAGUAAAUAUCACCAUGCUAAAGAAAGAAUGAAGAAUGCAAUGGAUUAUGGAAGAAAUACAGUAGCUGACGCUUAUGAUACAGCCUCAGAUUGGGCUAGUGAAGCUAAAGACGCUGCGGAAGGAGGACUAGAGUAUGGAAGAAGUAGAGCGAGUAAUGCCUAUUACGAAGCCAAACAGAAAAUAAAGUCGGCUGCAGCUAUGGCUUCAGACAAGGCAGGCGAUGCCAAAGAUUCAAUGGAAGAAGCAAUGGAGCAUGGAAAAGAGAGAGCUGCUCAUAUCCACAAUGAAUCUAAAGAUAAAAUGAGCAAAGCCUCGGACAUAGCCUCGGAGAAGGCUGGAAAGGUUAAAGAGGCAGUGGAAGGUGCAAUGGGGUAUGAAGAAGAAGACGGAGCGGAUGCAUAUAAUGAAGCCUUAAAUAAAGCUGGUGAGACAUACAAGUCGGCCAAGGAGACGAUGACUGAUCAGGCAAAGUCUGCGUAUGAAUCCGCCAAGGAGAGGUUGUCAAAGGUCACCGGUGAUGUUGGAGCAAAAAUGGAAUCAGAUGUCACUGAGCUUUGAGUAGCACAACUACUUUCUACCUGCUAUAUAUCUUCACUCUUUGCUGCAUACAGCCAUGCCCUUGCGAAUUCGGCUGGAACAUAUCGAGAUCUUCGCUGGAUGACUCCGCCGCAGCUCCACCGCUACCAAAGGUCAUCAGAACUGGAGCAGUUAGAACCGCGGAUGAAAAUCCAUGAGGGAAUGUACGACGUUGAUGUAUAGGAGGCUGGGCUGAAGCAAGUGAAUGAGAAAGAUGGUGAUAAGGAGGAGGUACUGUAUUGUUUCUUUGGCUAUUGUUUUUGCAAUAACAAUUGGCUGCACAUUGUGAUUCUCCAUGAAUCUCUUUCCUAUGGAAGUUCCGGUGGCAUUCACAAGCUGCGCAUUUCAUGGCUUCUAGUGUGCCCUCCUGCCCACUGGGCAUAAAUUCACCACAUCCGUCGACAAUCAGUCCUCCCGUGCUGGCUGCAUGGUUCUUCAAACACUCUCGAUAUCUAACUGAUGGUGCUGAUGCAGUUGUGGUAAUUGCUGACGCUGGGGGAGGUGAUCUUGACAUGGAUCUAGAACUGGGAACAGGUGGUCUGUUAGUUGCACCUGUGGCAGGAGCAGGAGCUGGAGCUGGAUCUGGGAUUAGAUCGAGAUCUCUUAUGGGUUUGAGGGAUUGCUGGUGUAGAUUCAUUUUGGGCUGAUCGUAAAGUGGAUGAUGCUGUUCAUGGGUCUGAGAAAUAGCAGGUUGAUGAUCCGUUGUUCUUUCUCCAAGAGCUGAAAUCAUAGGAGGGAAUUUAGAGGAGGAAUCUCUUUUAGGUGGAUUGCAGUCCAGAGAACUUGGCAUCCCUAUUUCUUUAUCUUGGCUUCUUACUUCCAUCAAACAGAUAUGUAACACUGAAGCUUGGAUUUAGGUGGCCUCCACUUCACAAAUUAUCUUUUUUGGCAUAAUCAUCAUCAUCAUCAUCAUCA
Messenger RNA from Ricinus communis (castor bean), 2404 nucleotides. RefSeq names its product late embryogenesis abundant protein D-29. The coding region runs from base 122 to 1471 and encodes 449 amino acids. The transcript is spliced from 4 exons. NCBI's taxonomy places the organism in Eukaryota, Viridiplantae, Streptophyta, Magnoliopsida, Malpighiales, Euphorbiaceae. The record is from RefSeq and is a predicted model, not a curated record.